CUACAAACUUAAUUCAAAAAUAUUUCAAAAAACAACUGAAAAUUCUUUUGAAUAUAACAUGAAACGUUGGGUGCGUUUUCAUACAGUCUGUAUGUACUACAAUAAUGAGAAUAUGAAACUAUGAAGGAAUCUAUUAAGAGUCUAAAUCUAAGUUUUUGGUCUCAUAUUUUUAAGAUGCAAAUGUUUUCUUUUCUGCACGGCUUUGGUCACUUAGUGGAUUAAUAUGAUCUCACUGAUUUCUGAACCCGCUUACCUGUAUGUUCCCCUUUCUAAUUUUGAUUCGGCAUAUCCUUCAGACGUCCAUAUUAGACGAAAAAUGUUGCUCAGUUCUUUAUUUUCUAUCCUUAAUUUAGAUAUAAUUCCUACAAAAUUUAAGCUUAUUGAAUUUAUGAAUGUUGAGCCUGAAAGUAAAUAGGUCAUGAUUGAAAAGAUCAAUGAGGUGGUAGAAAUAAUAUGGGUUCAUUUUGAUUAUUGGGAAAACUUCUUGAUGUAACUUAAUUGAAAAUUUUGACCCUAAAAUGAUAAUCGACCAGUAUUUAUGAUUCUACCUCAAGGAUGUCAGUGUUGAUUAAAUGAGAGGGAAUGGCUGAGUAGUAUAUCGAAAAUUUUUUUUCAAAACAGCUAUUAUUUGGUAAUAGAUUGUCAUGUUCAAAUAAUAAUAAAAAUUCAUUGGAAACGGGUGCAAAUAGCAAAAGAGUUGAAACUCGGAAAAGAUUUUGGGAUGCAGUACGGCAAUUUUCCGCUUUUCAGUUCCUGAAAAGUGCAAAUUUUAAUCGUAAAGCAAACGUAAACCUUAUUGACAUGAAAAUGGUCAAGUAAGUUAAAGAAACUGAAAAGAGUAGAAAACAGUCGCAAAUUUUAGCACACAACCAAAUACUCUUCCGUCCUCUUUGAGGUAAAAACGAGAAAACAAUUACUCCAAUUUGCCACCUUCCUACGGACUAAUUGUCUUGUUAAAAAAAGAAAAUUGCAAAUUCAAUCUGUACCGAAAAUUUAAACUUAUAGGCACAAUUUCCUUACAAUCAUCAAUACCUUAAAGAAAACAGUUCUAUAUUCAGUAUUAUUUAAUCCCGUUUUUAGGUAUAUGCAGACUGGACUAUUUGUGCUAUUUGAAAAGAAGUGACAAUUAAAAAAAAAUAUUGUGUUUUUAAUUUAAAAAUAAAAAGAAAAAAACAACAUGGAUCGCAAACGUUCGGUACGACGAUCUAUGCGACGUCAAUAUAAAAAACCAUUAAAUGAAAAACUAAAAGAUUAUUUUCGUAAUUUUAUUGCAUUUAUGUUUAGUAAUGUUGGCAUUGUGGGAUUAGUGGUUGGAUAUACAAUUGCUGGUGCUUUUAUAUUCAUGGCAAUUGAAGGUGAAAGCUCAAAGCAACGUACAUACGAUGUAAUCAAAAUGAGAAAUGCAACAGCUGCCAGAUUAUGGAAACUGACAGAUACAACAAACACAUUAAAUGAAUCGUUUUGGAAGAGUGUUGUGAAAACUGAAAUGGAAGAUUAUCAAGAGCAUAUUGUAAAUGCAAUACGUUUGGGUUAUGAUGGUGCUGAUGAAGAUUCAAAACAAUGGUCAUUUUCGGGGGCUUUUUUAUAUUCUUUGACUGUGAUUACAACCAUUGGUUAUGGAAACAUCGCACCACGUACAGAAUGGGGUAAAGUAACCACGAUUAUCUAUGCAAUCAUCGGUAUGCCAUUAUUCCUAUUAUAUUUAUCAAAUAUUGGUGAUAUUAUGGCACGAUCAUUUAAAUGGACCUAUGCAAAAUGUUGUUUAUGUCGAUGGUGUCCAUCAGUUACACGUAGACGGGCUGAACGGCGUAAACGUAGACGUCGUAUGCAAUUACAACAGUUACAGCAUAACAAUGAUCACAAUGAUGAUGAUGAUGAUGAGGACGAGGAUGAAGAUAAUAAUGAUAUUAUUGGUGCUGCUAGUGUUGUUGGUCGACAUCAUCGAGGUGAUCAUGGUGACGGCAGUAGUGAGGCAUCCAUAGAAUCAGAAGUUCAACAACAUUUUACAACAACAGCGAGAGAUGAUUGGCAGCGAAAUCGAAACACUGGAAACAAUUCAAUUACAACAUCAUCAGCACGUUUAGAGCGCAUGCGUCGUAAAUCAAUUAUCAGUGCGGGUACAACGGACAUGGAAGAUGACGAUGAUGACGAUGACGAUGAAGACGAUGAGGAAGAUGAUAGUGAAAUGGAAAAUGAUCCACAACAAAUAACAGUACCUUUAACAAUAUGUUUGGCAAUUAUGGUUGGAUACGUUUGUGGUGGUGCAUUACUUUUUUCACAAUGGGAAAAUUGGGAUUUUCUUGAUGGUUCAUACUUUUGUUUUAUAUCAUUAAGUACAAUUGGUUUUGGUGAUAUUGUACCGGGUGAUAAAAUUGUUAGAAAUUCACAGGGUAUUGAAUUAAGUUUUAUAUUUUGUUCAAUGUAUCUAUAUUUGGGUAUGGCAUUGAUUGCAAUGUGUUUUAAUUUAAUGCAGGAGGAAGUAAUUCACAAAAUUCGUACAGUCAUGAAGACUUUACGAUACAUCAUGGGAUGUAACAGGUGAUGGACGAGUGAUUCACUCAACUUCUCUUCAAAUACUCUCUCCCUCGAUUAUAUUACGAAACGAAAAAUCUUCAUCGCCAACCAACAGCAGAGCCAGUUACAGGAGCAAGUAGGAGCACACAAACAGCAAAAGUCUGAUGACAAUCUGUCUCAUGUCAGCAAUAUUGAAAGAAGUAUUAUUAAAUGAUAUUUAUACAGGGUGUUUCAUAAAUAUACCUCUAAAGAUUGUACGGGACAUUGAAAUAAAUAUUUUGCCAAAAAAUGUA
Molecule: messenger RNA, 2807 nt
Organism: Chrysoperla carnea
Lineage: Eukaryota; Metazoa; Arthropoda; Insecta; Neuroptera; Chrysopidae
Gene: sand
Product: TWiK family of potassium channels protein 18
Exons: 6
Coding region: 1178-2542 (454 amino acids)
Biological process (GO): potassium ion transmembrane transport; stabilization of membrane potential
Cellular component (GO): membrane
Molecular function (GO): potassium ion leak channel activity
Source: RefSeq, a predicted model, not a curated record